UUGUUCAAAGGAGAUACCUCAGUCCGCUUUCAAGCCGAAGCACUCAACGCUCUCCUCGACCACCUUCAUCUCGACGGCAAGAGCUCCAACUCCAGGCCUCACAUGAUCGCACACGAUAUUGCUGGAUCAAUCGUGCUUCGCGCGCACCUCCUUCUCGACUGCGAAUUUCAAAGCCUACUGCUGAUGGACACCAAUUGCGUCCUACCGCGGGGCGACGGCUUCUACAAACUCGUUCGCUCUCAACCAGAAGUUUUCCAGAAUCUACCACCUCACACUUUCGAAGCCAUGCUCCGAGCUACAAUAGAAAGUGCAUGUCACGAUUCGGAGAAACUGAGAGGCGGUGGGUGGGAGGACAAGUUGGCAGCGCCCUGGCUGCCAACUUCAAGCUCUUCCACAUCGUCCGAUACAAAGGACACUUCUCCUUCGGAACCGCAAUCGUCUUUUGUCCGACAGAUUGCUCAAGCGAAUGAUCAGGAUGUCGCUGAGAUGCAGGACGGCGACCUUUACAAGAAUGUGCGAUGUCCAGUGAAGAUUCUCUGGGGAGAGCAGGAUCAGUGGAUUCCGAGGGAGAAAAUGGAAAAGUUGGGUGACAUGUUGAGACAGGGAGGAAGAUUGGAGGAAUUUGUGGUUGUGCCUGAAGCGGGACACUUGCUGAUGGUGGAUCAGCCUGAGAGGGUUGCUAUGGAGGUGCUGGGAUGGUUGUGGAAGCAAUCAUGA
Cercospora beticola is the source of this 717-nucleotide messenger RNA. RefSeq names its product alpha/beta fold hydrolase. The record is from RefSeq and is a predicted model, not a curated record. Lineage: Eukaryota; Fungi; Ascomycota; Dothideomycetes; Mycosphaerellales; Mycosphaerellaceae.